Molecule: messenger RNA, 605 nt
Organism: Neomonachus schauinslandi (Hawaiian monk seal)
Lineage: Eukaryota; Metazoa; Chordata; Mammalia; Carnivora; Phocidae
Product: transcription factor BTF3-like
Exons: 2
Coding region: 19-507 (162 amino acids)
Cellular component (GO): cytosol; nascent polypeptide-associated complex
Source: RefSeq, a predicted model, not a curated record
CGAUUCCAGGACCCUGAGAUGAAAGAAACUCUCCUGAACCAGCAGAAACUCGCCAAACUGCAAGCACAAGUGCGCAUUGGUGGGAAAGGAACUGCUCGCCGAAAGAAGAACGUGGUUCAUAGAAUGGCUACAGCAGAUGAUAAAAAACUUCAGUUCUCCUUAAAGAAGUUAGGGGUAAACAAUAUCUCUGGUAUUGAAGAAGUGAAUAUGUUCACAAAACAAGGAACAGCGAUCCACUUUAACAACCCCAAAGUUCAGGCGUCGCUGGCCGCGAACACUUUCACCAUCACAGGCCAUGCUGAGACAAAGCAGCUGACAGAAAUGCUACCCAGUAUCUUAAACCAACUUGGUGCAGACAGUUUGACUAGUUUAAGAAGACUGGCUGAAGCUCUGCCCAAACAAUCUGUGGAUGGAAAAGCACUACUUGCUACCAGAGAGGAUGAUGAUGAUGAAGUUCCAGAUCUUGUGGAGAAUUUUGAUGAUGCUUCCAAGAAAGAAGCAAACUGAAUUGAGUCAACUUCUGAAGAACAUAAAACUUGAAGAAGUUACUGGGAGCUACUAUUUUAUAUUAUGACUGCUUUUUAAAAUUUUGUUCAUGGAUCUGA